AUGUCCCAAGACCUGUGCAAGCAAAUCACAACAUUGACAUUCCCUGGUCUUCGAGUAGCGGGACAGGAACUGGACCUGGGGACCACCCAAAGGCAAGCAGGCACAAGAGAAAGAUUACUACAAGGUGUAUUAGAGAAGCCGUACUUCCCCGAAGAUGGAACACAUGGCAUCCGUCCCUAUUCAGAAAUGGAAUUUCCCUCUUCUUUGACUAGUACUGAAAGAGCCUUUAUUCAUCGGUUGAGUCAGUCUCUUGGUUUGGUCUCUAAGAGUAAAGGAAAGGGAGCAAAUAGAUACCUAACUGUGAAGAAGAAAGACGGAUCAGAAACAGCUCAUGCAGUGAUGACCUGUAAUUUGACUCAUAACACAAAACACGCUGUUAGGAGCUUAAUUCAGAGAUUUCCUGUCACCAAUAAAGAGCGUACUGAACUUCUGCCUAAAACAGAAAGAGGAAAUGUGUUUGCAGUUGAAGCUGAAAACAGAGAAAUGAGCAAGACGAGCGGGCGACUCAACAAUGGCAUACCUCAAGUUCCAGUAAAAAGAGGAGAAUCAGAAUUUGAUGCAUUCAGGCAGUCUUUGCCAGUGUUUGAGAAACAAGAAGAGAUUGUUAACAUAAUUAAGGAAAAUAAAGUCGUUUUGAUUGUAGGAGAAACUGGGUCAGGAAAGACCACACAGAUUCCUCAGUUCCUCUUAGAUGACUGCUUUAAAAAUGGAAUCCCCUGCCGCAUAUUUUGUACACAGCCAAGACGAUUAGCAGCCAUUGCUGUGGCUGAAAGAGUUGCUGCUGAGAGAAGGGAAAGAAUUGGUCAAACAAUUGGUUAUCAGAUCCGAUUAGAAAGCAGGGUUUCUCCAAAGACACUGCUGACAUUUUGCACAAAUGGGGUGCUGCUUCGCACAUUGAUGGCCGGGGACAGUACCUUGUCAACAGUGACCCAUGUGAUUGUGGAUGAAGUGCAUGAACGGGAUCGAUUUAGUGAUUUUUUACUUACAAAGUUAAGAGAUUUGUUGCAAAAGCACCCGACUUUGAAACUGAUUCUUUCUAGUGCUGCCUUGGAUGUAAAUCUCUUUAUAAGAUAUUUUGGAAGUUGUCCAGUGAUAUAUAUACAAGGAAGACCAUUUGAAGUAAAAGAAAUGUUUCUGGAAGAUAUUCUAAAAACGACUGGAUAUACCAACAAAGAAAUGUUAAAGUACAAAAAAGAAAAACAGCGAGAAGAGAAACAGCAAACCACGCUCACAGAAUGGUACUCGGCACAGGAGAAUACGUUCAAGCCUGAGUCUCAAAGGCAGAGAGCCGUUCCCAGUGUGACUGAAGAGUACGACGUACUGGAUGAUGGUGGUGAUGCAGUCUUCAGUCAGUUGACAGAAAAAGAUGUGAACUGUCUUGAACCAUGGCUAAUAAAGGACAUGGACUCCUGUCUCUCUGACAUAUGGCUACAUAAAGACAUCGAUGCUUUUGCUCAGGUCUUCCACCUUAUUUUAACUGAAAAUGUUAGUGUUGAUUACAGACAUAGUGAGACCAGUGCGACAGCUCUGAUGGUUGCUGCUGGACGAGGCUUCACAAGUCAAGUAGAGCAGUUAAUCAGCAUGGGAGCCAAUGUUCAUAGUAAAGCGUCAAAUGGCUGGAUGGCUUUAGAUUGGGCUAAACACUUUGGACAGACUGAAAUUGUGGAUCUUCUAGAAUCUUACAGUGCUUCAUUGGAGUUUGGCAAUCUAGAUGAAAGUUCUCUAGUCCAAACAAAUGGAAAUGACCUCAGUGCAGAAGACAGAGAGCUCUUGAAGGCUUACCAUCACAGUUUUGAUGAUGAGAAAGUAGACUUGGAUUUGAUCAUGCAUCUUCUAUACAAUAUCUGUCAUAGUUGUGAUGCUGGUGCGGUCCUAAUUUUUCUGCCUGGAUAUGAUGAAAUAGUUGGUCUCAGGGAUCGCAUCCUGUUUGAUGACAAGCGGUUUGCUGACAAUACACAUAGAUAUCAAGUCUUUAUGCUUCAUUCAAAUAUGCAAACAUCUGAUCAAAAGAAGGUAUUAAAAAACCCACCUGCAGGUGUUCGAAAAAUAAUCCUUUCCACCAACAUUGCUGAAACCAGCAUCACUGUCAAUGAUGUUGUCUUCGUCAUUGAUUCGGGCAAAGUGAAAGAGAAAUCCUUUGAUGCCUUGAACUUUGUAACAAUGUUAAAAAUGGUGUGGAUUUCCAAAGCUAGUGCUAUUCAGCGGAAAGGCAGAGCGGGGCGAUGUAGACCUGGAAUUUGUUUCCGUCUGUUUAGUAGACUACGAUUUCAGAAUAUGUUGGAAUUUCAGACUCCAGAACUUUUGAGAAUGCCAUUACAGGAGCUUUGUUUACACACCAAGCUGUUAGCCCCAGUGAAUUGCACCAUUGCUGAUUUCCUGAUGAAAGCCCCCGAACCUCCGCCAGCUUUAAUUGUAAGAAAUGCAGUACAGAUGCUUAAGACAAUAGAUGCCAUGGACGCCUGGGAAGAUCUGACGGAACUCGGGUAUCAUUUGGCUGACUUGCCAGUAGAGCCCCAUCUUGGCAAGAUGGUCCUGUGUGCUGUUGUUCUGAAGUGUCUGGACCCCAUCCUUACAAUUGCCUGCACACUAGCGUACCGGGACCCUUUCGUUCUGCCAACGCAGGCCUCUCAAAAGCGAGCGGCCAUGCUCUGCCGGAAGCGCUUCACUGCGGGCACCUUCAGUGACCACAUGGCUCUUCUCAGAGCAUUCCAGGCAUGGCAGAAAGCACGGAGUGAUGGAUGGGAGCGAGCCUUCUGUGAAAAGAACUUUCUUUCACAAGCCACCAUGGAAAUAAUUAUAGGAAUGAGAACACAGCUGCUCGGUCAGCUUAGAGCAUCAGGUUUUGUUAGAGCGCGAGGUGGUGGUGACAUCCGAGAUGUUAACACAAACUCCGAGAACUGGGCUGUCGUUAAGGCUGCAUUGGUGGCAGGCAUGUAUCCUAAUUUAGUCCAUGUGGACAGAGAGAAUGUAGUACUGACAGGGCCAAAGGAGAAAAAAGUACGAUUUCAUCCCACCUCAGUUCUCAGUCAGCCUCAAUAUAAAAAGGUUGUAGUCUUGACAGAUGGCGUUCCCAAUGAUAGUAGUGACAGUGAAGUGGAGGACAGAACUACUGCUAACUUGGCUGCAUUGAAACUUGAUGAGUGGCUCAAUUUUAAACUAGAGCCAGAGGCCGCCAGUUUAUUGCUGCAGCUCAGACAGAAGUGGCACAGUCUGUUUUUACGCCGAAUGAGAGCUCCAUCUAAACCCUGGUCUCAAGUGGAUGAAGCCACCAUACGAGCAAUUAUAGCUGUGUUAAGUACGGAGGAACAAUCUGCAGGUUUACAGCAACCAUCUGGGAUUGGCCAGAGGCCAAGACCUAUGUCUUCAGAAGAACUUCCUUUGGCAUCCUCUUGGAGGUCAAAUAAUAGUAGGAAAAGUUCAGCAGACACUGAAUUUCCUGAUGAGUCUACUACUGCAGAAAGAGUACUGACGAAAUCUCCAUCUCCAGCCUUACACCCUCCUCAGAAGUACAAAGACAGAGGAAUUUUACAUCCAAAGCGGAGCACUGAGGACCGAUCAGACCAGUGCUCUGUGAAGUCUGCGGACAGCAGCACCUACCCAAGUCCUUGUGCAAGUCCUUCCCCACCAUCUUCAGGAAAGGGCUCAAAAUCUCCUUCACCAAGACCAAACAUGCCUGUUCGGUACUUCAUAAUGAAGAGUAGCAAUCUGAGAAACCUUGAAAUUUCUCAACAGAAGGGCAUCUGGUCUACAACCCCUAGUAAUGAGCGGAAGCUAAAUCGGGCCUUUUGGGAGAGCAGCAUGGUUUACUUGGUAUUUUCUGUUCAAGGAUCUGGACAUUUCCAGGGGUUUUCCCGGAUGUCUUCUGAGAUAGGAAGGGAGAAGAGCCAAGACUGGGGCUCAGCGGGCCUGGGCGGGGUCUUUAAGGUGGAGUGGAUACGAAAAGAGAGCCUUCCCUUCCAGUGUGCACACCACCUGCUCAACCCGUGGAAUGACAACAAGAAGGUGCAGAUAAGCCGGGAUGGGCAGGAGCUAGAACCACAGGUUGGUGAACAGUUGCUCCAGUUAUGGGAACGCCUUCCUUUGGGAGAAAAACCCACAACUGACUGACAAUGCAGAAUGCUUUGCUGUGGAAGAACAUGCCCAGAGGAAACUCGAAAUGUACCAAGUUUCCCAAACGGAGAGGGGUGUGCGGCACGUGUGAUGAGU
Messenger RNA from Dipodomys ordii (Ord's kangaroo rat), 4206 nucleotides. RefSeq names its product YTH domain containing 2 (gene Ythdc2). The transcript is spliced from 31 exons. The coding region runs from base 1 to 4107 and encodes 1368 amino acids. The record is from RefSeq and is a predicted model, not a curated record. Gene Ontology annotation, cellular component: intracellular anatomical structure. Gene Ontology annotation, molecular function: RNA binding; ATP binding; protein binding. Lineage: Eukaryota; Metazoa; Chordata; Mammalia; Rodentia; Heteromyidae.